Messenger RNA from Pochonia chlamydosporia 170, 735 nucleotides. Its product is annotated as N(5)-glutamine methyltransferase MTQ2. Gene Ontology annotation, molecular function: protein methyltransferase activity; nucleic acid binding; S-adenosylmethionine-dependent methyltransferase activity. Lineage: Eukaryota; Fungi; Ascomycota; Sordariomycetes; Hypocreales; Clavicipitaceae. The transcript has a single exon. Gene Ontology annotation, cellular component: eRF1 methyltransferase complex. The record is from RefSeq and is a predicted model, not a curated record. Gene Ontology annotation, biological process: methylation. Bases 1 to 735 code for a protein of 244 amino acids.
AUGCUCCCCACACCAGACACAUCCCACGUCCCCUACUCGCGCGUCUACGAACCCGCCGAAGACUCCUUCCUCCUCCUCGACACCCUCUCCUCCCCCUCCGAGACAAACUUCCUCCAAACCCAAUUCCCAUCACAAUCCCCCGCCCCCCUCAUCCUCGAGAUCGGCUCCGGCUCCGGCAUCGUCCUGGCCUUCAUCAACGCCCAUGCCUCCACGCUCUUCGGCCACCGCCAACUCCUCACCUGUGGCAUCGACAUGAACGCCCAUGCCUGCAGUUCCACCAUCCAGACCGUCCAAAAAGCCGCGGCCAGCAACCCCUCCACCCACGGGAUGUAUCUCGGCUCGUGUAUGGGUGAUCUCACGUCGGCCGUGAAGCCCAACCAGGUGGAUGUGCUGGUGUUUAAUCCGCCGUACGUGCCUACGCCGGAGAUGCCAGUCCGGCCGGCGGCGUUUGAGGAUGUCGGCGAGCCGAGCUGGGACGACGAGAGUUACCUGCUGGGUUUGUCGUAUGCGGGGGGCAGGGAUGGGAUGGAGACGACGGAGAGGUUGAUUGGGAUGCUGGAUGGGGUUUUGUCGGCGAGGGGGUGUGCGUAUUUGCUGCUUUGUAGGCAGAAUGGGCCGGAGGAGGUGGUUGGCAGGAUUGGCGGGUGGGAAGGGUGGAGGGUUGAGGUUGUUGGGAGUAGUGGGAGGACGGCGGGUUGGGAGAAGUUGUGUGUUUUGAGGAUAUGGAGGGUGUGA